Prorocentrum cordatum is the source of this 2370-nucleotide messenger RNA. The record is from the annotation of a GenBank genome assembly. NCBI's taxonomy places the organism in Eukaryota, Dinophyceae, Prorocentrales, Prorocentraceae.
GCUCGAGGGGCGGCCGCGGGCCGAAGCAGCCCGCGGCGCGCGCGGAGAGCGCCUGCCCCCUCCCCUCCUCCUGGCCUCUCCCCCCUUUCUCCAGGGCCGCCGGGUGCCUUGCCCUGACCGCCCCGCUUCCGCGCUGUGGCGGCCGCGGCGCACGCGGCGUGCGCGGAGCAGAGGGGAGCCAUGGCGUGCCUCCGCACCGAGCACGGCGUGGUCGCCAUGAGGUGGGGGAAGAGCCGCGAGAAGCAGUCGAUCACCGUGAGGGACUCCAAGGCCCAGCCGAAGGCGAUCACGGGCGGCUGGCUGCGGAGCUCCGACAGGAACCACCGCCCAGGCUGGCAGAGCCCAGAGGAGCUCGCGCUCUACCAGAAGGCCCUGAAGCAGGCCUGCCUGCUGGCGGCGCGCCAGAUGGACCUGAGGGAGACCCUCCGACCUGGACGAUAUGCAGAAGGCGCAGGUGGUUGCCCGCGAGAAGGGGUACCCGCAGUCGGUGGAGGCUGUGCAACGUGCCAGGACGAGGCGCGGAAGAAGGUGCAGGACAUGGAGCACGGCAAGGACCCCGUUCCCCUGCCGCCCCAGAACCUGCGGGCCGAGGCCGAGCGCCUUAGGAGGCGCGAGGAGCCCAAGAAGAACAAGGUGUACAAAAAGGGCCAGAAGACCGGCUUGGACAGACAGGCUUGGUUCCUGAUCGAGGGCGGGAAGCUGAAGAUUUACCCGAGCGACAGGAAGGGGUGCAAGCCGAAGACCGUGUAUGAGCUCAGUGGCAUCCACUGUACCCUCCAAGACGAGAGGACCUUCCGAAGGACGGACGCGAGCGCUCCGAAGGGCUUCACCGAGAGGCUCCAGGUGACCAUCCCCGACCGCAAGCAUGGGCCGUUGUUUUUGUACAGCACGGGCAACCAGGCCGCCUCGCGGCGCGACAGCGGCGACGGCGGCGGCCACGACGAUCCAAAUUUUUGCCAAGUUGCGAAGGUGGGGAACAUCCUCCUGGUCAGGGGCUGGACGUCGCUCUUCAGAUACCAUCGCGAACUUGACACCCUAAGGAGACUCGUGUACAGGUUCCAGGGUAAAGUAACGAUGAUGGAGCUCUCGAAGGGCAUGACGAAGUUCAAGCUCGCCUACAAAAAGAGAAGACAGGACGAGGAACUCAAGGAGCAGCAGCAGCAGUGGGCGGCGCAGCUGCUCGCAGACAAGCUGCAGCGGGUGAAGGCCGUGACGACGUUACGCGAUCCCAGGGGCGUGCGGCACGACGUUGUCUCCUCUGUCCAGUCGAGGUUCCGGGUGUACAGGCAGACCAAGAUGGCGGACCGCGAGUACCCGCUCGGCACCUCCGUGCAGAGCCGGGUGCAGCAGGCCCUGACCGGCAAAGUGGUCGGCGCGGCCUUCAAGUCCCUCAAGAGCGUCGAGGCGCUCACGCUGAUCCUGAACAAGGAGACGGAGAGGCAGAUCCGAGGCGUGGAGUCCCAGAUGAAGGGGAAGCUCAAGACGUACUCCGAGGAGGGGAGGCGGGUUAGCAUGCCUGCGGGUCAAGUCAGCAUCAACGUGUCCGACAAUUUCGGGAUGCUGUCUUUUGUCGACACCGACUCGGAGAUGGAGCACUCCCACCUGAACAACGCAGGAUGGGCGCAUUACGUCAACAUUGAUGAGAUCAGCUCCGUGAUUCUCCACUCCGAGCGCAAAAUGGCGCUGCGGAACAAGAAGUACGAGCUGUCAGCAUCGAUGUCCAAGGGCACGUGGGUCACCAUCAACGGCCCUCGGAUCUGCUGGUGCCGCCACGUCCGGAUGGACGCCGAGGGGCGCAAGGAGGUGGUCGGCGCCGCCAACCCCUUCGGAGUGCCCAUGGCGCUCGCGCAGGGCGCCAAGGUGCGCUGGUUCCGGGUGUCCGUCGUCGUCAAGAGCGCUUCCGUCGUGGCGGAGGGGGGCGCCAACGCUGAGGAGCCCGAGGCUGACGAGGAGCUCGAGACAUACAUGGUGCUGCACUUCCUCGGCCGGCGCUUCCAGAGCGAAGUGCAGGCGGGUGAGUCGCCGCGCUACUUUGUGCUCCCCGUGCCGCAGGCGGCGUCAGGCGGCGCCCAGACCCUGGAGGUGGAGGUGCCCAUCUCCGACGAGGGUGGUCUGGCCGCACUCGACGACAGCGAGGUCGGCAUGGAUAUUGUCGCGUGGAACCACGACCCGGCGCUGCGCCGGACCAUUUGGGCUGGCAAGCUGCCGCUCUGGAAGGCCCCACCGGACCACGGACUGCCCACGGGGCCUCACAAGCCAGUCGGCUCGAAGCUGCGCUCGGAGCCCGUCGAGAGAGGGGAGAGGUUCCUGCAGCGCUCGAAGCCGAUGCCGCCGCGCAUCAUCGUGUGGCAGAAUGAGCCGCCUGCUUAA